Molecule: messenger RNA, 1428 nt
Organism: Pestalotiopsis fici W106-1
Lineage: Eukaryota; Fungi; Ascomycota; Sordariomycetes; Amphisphaeriales; Sporocadaceae
Exons: 1
Coding region: 1-1428 (475 amino acids)
Molecular function (GO): succinate-semialdehyde dehydrogenase (NAD+) activity
Source: RefSeq, a predicted model, not a curated record
AUGUCGUCCUACACUGUCCCGUUUGUUAUCAAUGGCCAAGAGCGCCGCCCCGAAAAGACGUUUGACGUUGUGUCACCCGACACGGGCAAGGUGCUGCACCAGUGCGGUAUAGCCACCGAGACCGAGGUGCGCGACGCCGUGGACGCAGCUGCAAAGGCACUGCCGAAAUGGAAGGCCACAACGCCGAUCCAGCGCCGCGAUAUCAUCCUCAAGGCCGCCGAGAUCUUUGAUAAGCGGCGCGAGGAGCUCAAGCCGUAUAUGCAGGAGGCAGUGGCCGCGGCACCGGGCUGGGCUGCUUUCAACAUUGACACCACCAUUGACAUUGUCAAGGAUGUCGCUGGUCGCAUCAGCUCCAUCACUGGAACCAUCCCGACGCUGGCGGACCCAAAUGUUUCAGCCAUGGUCGUCAAGGAGCCCUACGGUGUGGUCCUGGCCAUUGCUCCCUGGAAUGCGCCAUACAUUCUGGGUACCCGCUCGGUGCUCUUCCCCCUCGCUGCAGGCAACACGGUCGUCUUCAAGGGCUCCGAGCUAUCGCCAAGAGUGUUCUGGGCCAUUACGGAUGUCUUUAGGGAGGCUGGUCUUCCCGACGGUGUGCUCAACUUCAUCUCCACGGACCCUGCUCACGCUGCCGAAGUCACGACAGCCCUGAUUGCACACCCCGAAGUCAAAAAGGUCAAUUUCACGGGAUCUACUGCUGUGGGAAGAAUCAUUGGCAAGCUUGCAGGCCAGUACCUCAAGCCAGUCGUCCAGGAGCUGGGCGGCAAGGCCCCGGCCAUCAUCUGGGAGGAUGCCAACCUUGACAUCGCCGCUGAGCAGUGCACUCUGGGCGCAUUCAUGUUCUCUGGACAGAUCUGCAUGAGCACGGAAAAGAUUCUGGUCCACAAGAAGAUCAGCCAGGAAUUCAAGAAGAAAUUCUUGGAAAAGAUUGAUGCAGUUUUCUCGUCAUCCGGUGACGCCCCUGUCCUCAUCAACACCAAUGGUGUCGACAAGGUCAAGAAGCUUCUGCAGGACGCCGUGGACAAGGGCGGCAAGGUGCUGAAUGGUGACUUUAAUGCCGAGGAAAAGUCCAAGACCCGGCUGCGGCCCCUCGUCAUUGACGGCAUCACCUCGGAGAUGGACAUUUACAAGACAGAGUCAUUUGGGCCAUCUGUCAGCUUGAUUGAGAUCGAGACCGAGGAAGAGGCUCUGCGCAUUGCCAACGAUACCGAGUAUGGUCUGACCUCGGCCGUCUUUACCGAGGAUCUGAGGACUGGCUUGAGGUUCGCCAAGGGCAUCGAGUCCGGCGCGGUUCACAUCAACAACAUGACCAUCCACGACGAGUCUGCGCUUGCUCACGGCGGCUGCAAGUCGAGUGGUUAUGGCAGAUUUAACGCCACUGCAGGGUUGGAGGAAUGGUUACGCACAAAAACGAUUACAUGGCGUAACUAG